Messenger RNA from Stereum hirsutum FP-91666 SS1, 1980 nucleotides. RefSeq lists its product as uncharacterized. The coding region runs from base 1 to 1980 and encodes 659 amino acids. The transcript has 4 exons. Gene Ontology annotation, biological process: proteolysis. Lineage: Eukaryota; Fungi; Basidiomycota; Agaricomycetes; Russulales; Stereaceae. The record is from RefSeq and is a predicted model, not a curated record. Gene Ontology annotation, molecular function: cysteine-type endopeptidase activity.
AUGCAGUUCUUCAGUCCAUCGUCCCGUCUCUACGCGCUUGUCAUCGGAAUCAACGACUAUGAGCACACCAGAAAACUCAGCGGAGCCGUCGCCGACGCGGACGCGAUGGUACAGUUCUUAAAGACCUCCGCAGGCGCCGUGGACAGCAGGAUCAAGAAUCUACGUGAUCGGCAGGCGACUCGAAACAAUAUCCGCGAAAGCAUACGUCUCCUAGCUUGCUGUGACGAUAUCAGAAAGGACGAUCCGAUCCUCAUCUUUUACGCCGGACACGGAGGCGAAGCAAACCCUCCCACGGACUGGCCUUCUGGAGGCGCGGGAAAGAAGAUCCAAAUGCUUUUACCAUGCGACUUCGUGCCUCAUACCUCCAAAUCGGAGACCGGACAAGGCAUCCCCGAUAUCACCCUAUCCAUUCUUUUGACCCAGCUCGCGAAAGCCAAGGGUAACAACAUCACCAUAAUCUUGGAUUCGUGCAACUCCGGUUCGGGUACUCGGAAGGACUUUGAGGAUCAGUUGGUCGUCUCGCGCGGUAUUGAUAUUCCCGACAACUACGCUAUAUUGCCUACGCUGGACGAAGAUCUGUUUCCCAAAGAUAUCCCCCGCGCUACUGCUAUUGCGGCUGGAUAUGAGAACUCGGGUUUGGCGUCACAUGUCCUACUUGCUGGAUGCAGGGCCACACAAACUAGCAAGGAGGAUAACGGUCGUGGUCGGUUCACUAAGGCGCUGCUGGAAGUUCUAAACUCGGACGGAACGGACAAGAUGACAUACGAGAAACUCAUCGAGCGUCUACCUCUCCUUCCCGAGCAAGAUCCGCAAUGCGAAGGCAUACAUAAGUCGAGAAUCCUCUUUGACUCCAUGGUCCCUAUCAUGGGACGUGUUCUCCACCGUGUCACGGAGAAGAAGGCUGGACUGUUCGAACUAGAGGCUGGAGAGGCGUACGGAAUCACGGUCGGAGCCAAGUUCAACGUCUAUGCAAUCAAGGAUCCGAACUCUCGAUGCCUCGGUGUCCUCGCCGCCGAGAAGACUACCGCCUUUACCACCGAGUUACGUUUUAUUCCCGACGCCUCUCCCUUCACGCUCCAUUCGAAACCUGGAUACGCUCUUCAAACAUGGGUAGGCGAGAAGCAGGAUCUGCGUUUGUCCAUCGCGGACGAUGAUCGUCUCUUAGACGUCUACGAACGCACGAGGAUUGAGAUGGACAAGAAUCGGCUGGUAGGGAAGCGAGGAAUUCUGCUGGUGGAGAAGGACCAGUCCCCCGAUAUUGUUCUGACGAUGCAGGGCCACAAUGUCGCAUUCGAAAUCACGGACAAGUUCUGCGUCGACCGGGGGCUGGCGACCAUGCCUUUCGCCGUCAGCUGCGACGCCAAUGACGUUUUUCCUGUCAUUACUAGCGCUGCCGACUUCUAUUGGCAUCUCCGUCGCACUUCUUCUGACAGGCGCCUUACCAGCAAGAACAUGGUCCAGCUCGAGUGUCAUGAGCUAGAGGGAACCGACGAAUGGACUGAUGACCUCGUACCAAUUCUGAAAUCGAAGGGCGAAAAUAUUCUCUCACAAGGAGUUAUACACGUAGUCGCAGACAACCUCGCAGCCUACGGAUUCAAGGUCACAAACAAGACGAACCUACCUCUCUACGCCGCGUUGUUCUACUUUGAUAUGAGCGAUUUGAGCAUCACCUCGUAUUAUGAGCCUAACAAAGCUAACGACGGCAACGUUGACCCGUCGAUCCCAGCUCGCGGCUCUCUCACCAUCGGGUACGGUUCGGGUGGUUUUCCUCCUCGCAACUUUUAUCUGCGCGAUGAUCAAGACUUCGACAUCGGAUUCUUGAAGCUUUUCGUUUCGACAAAGCCAGCCGACUUCUCGCACAUCGCGCAAUCCUCGCCGUUUUCGCGUGAUCGUGGUAGUGCGCCGCCCUCGACGCCCAACCGUCUCUACCUGUGGGACUCGAUUCUCGUUGGCCUCGUCCAGCGCAGACCCACGAAAUGA